Punctularia strigosozonata HHB-11173 SS5 is the source of this 1644-nucleotide messenger RNA. RefSeq lists its product as uncharacterized. The transcript has 2 exons. The record is from RefSeq and is a predicted model, not a curated record. Lineage: Eukaryota; Fungi; Basidiomycota; Agaricomycetes; Corticiales; Punctulariaceae. Bases 1 to 1644 code for a protein of 547 amino acids.
AUGGCGACUCGGGAGGUGUGUUCAAUCUCCGGGCUCCCGGAUGAGCUCCUGGGCGAUAUAUUCCUGCUCGCCGUCCAGGCGUUGGACGACACAGACGAAUAUGCACCUCUUCCUCACGGAUUCACCUCUUUCGAGGAUGAAGUUCUCGCCUCGAUCAUUAGCGUGAGCCGUUUGUGGCGGAAUGUCGCAAUGAACACCCCGUCUCUCUGGACGAGGACUUAUGUGACUCGAUACGAUGUCAUUCCCGAUCCGGUUACCGAGGCCAGACAGCUGGACCUGAGCAUGGUCGUGCGUAAUCUCGCGCGUUCGCAGCAGAUGCCAUUCGACGUCCUCAUCGACUGUCGCGAUCCGGAGUGGGACUUCUCAGAGCCAGAAGACGUGGACUCCUCCGAGGAUGAUGAUCCCAUGUAUGAGCAUCCGUUCCCGCGCGCAGUUCUGGCUCCUCUGCUCGACCUCCUAGAAUGCAACAUAGAUCGCUUGCGGUCCGUUGCAAUGCUCUCUGAUACAUACGGACCACUGCAUGAUGUCCUGGCUCGCCUCGCCUCGGUGCAAUCGAAGCUGCUCCCGCACUUUUCGUCCCUUUUCCUAGCCCGAUGCAAUGACAUUCCUGCGCACGAGUUAUCGUUCAAGCCCGCUGCAUUAUUCCUACCGUUGGAUCGCGCACAUGUCCCGUUCCAUGGCUGCACGUUACCGAAACUGAAGAGCUUGGUGCUGUGCGGCGUGCACACCAACUGGUGGAACCUCCCGGACAUCCUAUCAGGGUCAACAUUGCGCCAUCUCGAACUUUCCUUCCAUUGCGCAGAAGCGCGCCCAUCGGAGGCUGCUCUCCGGAGGAUUCUCUACGCAUGUCCAGGUUUGAAAACCCUCACGAUGCGCGUGUCAGGGAUCGCCGUACCCGAGGCUCGUGUGCAACGCGACACUCCCCGCGACCCACCCCUUCUACUGCCUCAACUCAAAUGGCUCGCACUCUCUUACGCGACGCGUGCUGACCUCCGCGUCUUCCUUCGGCUGUUUAGUCAAAUGGAGACGAAGAUCCGGCGUCUUACUCUCGAGGGCGCUCCGCCCCCUUCGUACGAAACGGUCGACGUCUCGGAUAUCUUGACGUUCUGGAUGGCCGGUGUGACGCCAGCAUCGCCGAAACCUACGCCCACAUUCCCAUAUCUCACUCGCCUGUCCCUCCUACGAGUCUCAUCAUCCUACCACUCUCUUGCGCGGGUGUUGAUGACGCAUCCGAGGAUACGCCAGGUCGAUGUCGCAGGUAGCGGCUUUGCUCUCCCCGUCGCCGAGGUUCUGUGGUCGCCGCUCCUGUACGGACGCGCGAGCUGUUCCUACCCAUGCCCAUCUCUCAGGCGGUUCCGUGUGCCGGAUGGCUGCGACUUUCAGCAUGAUGAGCUUCUGCGGCUCAUCUUCAUGCGAAGCAGAGAAGACGUGACGGUAGAGUUUUCGCGAGACGAGUUUCACGAACCGACGGAUUUAUGGCCGAGCGAUGGUUUGGUGACUGAUAUUGCGUGCAAGGAGAACGGAGAAGAGGAGGAUUCUGGCCAGGUAACCAUACCUGACCUCCCGUCUGAUCAUGAAAUGGACAGAGUGCUGGACAAUCUACGUACUUACAAGUUACCCUCUAUAAGUCGCGAGCGUAAAUAG